GCAAAUUGUUAUCAGCAUCCACCAUGUCGUCCUCGCAAGAAGUCCAUAAAAACGUUAUCUUACUUCCUCAAACCAACCAGCUCAUUGGGUUGUACUCCAUUAUCCGUGACCAGGAGACAAAGAGAGGUGAUUUCGUGUUCUACUCUGACAGAAUCAUCAGAUUGUUGGUGGAAGAAGGUUUGAAUCAACUCCCAGUGGAGACAGCCACCAUCAACUGCCAUGGUGGUCAGGUGUACCAAGGAGCCAAGUUCUUGGGAAAGAUCUGUGGUGUUUCCAUCGUCAGAGCUGGUGAGUCUAUGGAGAUGGGGUUGAGAGACUGUUGCAGAUCAGUUAGAAUCGGAAAGAUCUUGAUCCAAAGAGACGAAGAAACUGCGUUGCCAAAGUUGUUCUACGAGAAGUUGCCCGAGGACAUCAGCGACAGAUACGUUUUCUUGUUGGACCCAAUGUUGGCCACCGGUGGUAGUGCCAUGAUGGCUGUGGAAGUGUUGUUGUCCAGAGGUGUUCAAAUGAACAGAAUCUUCUUCUUGAAUUUGUUGGCAGCUCCAGAAGGUAUCAAGGCCUUCCAAGAGAAGUACCCAGAGGUCAAGAUCAUCACUGGUGGUAUCGACGAGAAAUUGGACGAAGACAAGUAUAUCGUUCCUGGUCUUGGUGACUUCGGUGACAGAUACUACUGCAUUUAGGUCCGAGAUGAACAUCAUCCAACUUUUUACGAAUAAUUGAUACAAUUUCGCAGCUGAUACACUCAUUUAUGUAUUUAAUGUCCAACGAGAAUAGUUGGUGGACCUUAUUUAUGUAUGUACAGUCUAACGGGAAUUACCGUUGUCAAUAAACGACUACGCUCUUGUUAAAAUGUUACGUGAAGCCGAGACUUCAUUUCUUUCAUACAUGUAUAGAAUCACAUGUACUUUCUGUGAACUAUCUCUGGGUCCUCCAUAUACUCCGCUGACGUUAUCCACAUCUUCUUGAAUGUGCUCAACCCGGCCAAAAUACUCCCACCAAUCCAAGUGGAGUACUUUCUCUCUGGAGGGGCAAAUAUCUUCACUUUCAUUUUGGUACUAUAGUUAUCAUUUUUGUUUGACCAAACACUGGGACUGUCAUUAAUCAAUUGUUGGCUCUUCAAUUCGUUGAGCAUUCUGUCUCCGAAAUUCUUCAAUAGAGUAUUGCCUCCCG
This is a messenger RNA of Suhomyces tanzawaensis NRRL Y-17324, 1170 nucleotides long. RefSeq names its product uracil phosphoribosyltransferase (gene FUR1). The record is from RefSeq and is a predicted model, not a curated record. The transcript has a single exon. Lineage: Eukaryota; Fungi; Ascomycota; Pichiomycetes; Serinales; Debaryomycetaceae. Bases 24 to 680 code for a protein of 218 amino acids.